AUGGAGGACAUUAUUGACCAUUUGCCUAAACUACCUGAAAUUCAGCAACAAAAACUAACCAUUCCUGAAUUCGAUGAAAUAGAAGUCAAAGCAACUGACUCAGUAGAAAUAAAGAAGUUCAUACGAAAGGUAAACUAUGAAUUCCUUGGUUUUCAUUGCAACCAUAAGGUUAUGGACAAAGAUUGCGACAUGGUAUAUAAGAACAUCUCUGACAUAUAUAAAUCUAAAGAAUUUAAGACCUACGACAACUUUGUUUCGUUAGUUGCUGAAUGUGUAUGGCAGAUAAGAGAUAAAGAUAGAAGAGGUAAGGUAUGGAACAAACAAAUAAGACCCGCUAUGUUUGAGAUGAAGAGAGCAAUUGACGCUUUAGUUGUUUUAGCUGGUUUUAUUUCAAUGUAUAACGCAAAAAUGAACCCGCAAUGUUCAAAAUGUAAAGCAGCAAUGAGGAAAUAUAACUACUCCGUCAAAGAGAUAGAACGUAUGAGAAACGACUAUGCAGACUUAAAGAAAGAAGCAGAAAAACCAGCAGAAGAUAAAAUGGACAUGUUAGCAUUUCUGAACAAAAACUAUCCAACAGCAGAAGAUUUCCUUCUAUCUGACGUCAAGAAGAAAUAUAAAGAAACCUUCGGUAUCGUUAAAACAUUCGAUGUACUAAAAGAAGAAAUAGAAGCUACGAAACUGUUUAAAGUCUCACGAAUUCAUAACGUUUACCAUGUAAAACGCUUAUAA
This is a messenger RNA of Trichomonas vaginalis G3, 729 nucleotides long. RefSeq names its product organellar and viral DNA polymerase type B. The transcript has a single exon. Lineage: Eukaryota; Parabasalia; Trichomonadida; Trichomonadidae. The coding region runs from base 1 to 729 and encodes 242 amino acids. The record is from RefSeq and is a predicted model, not a curated record.